AUGAAGCUUUUGGACAAAACAAUCGCCCUCGAAAAGGAUAAGAGUGGCUCCCUUUCGCUUAUUCCUCAGGAUAAGGAAGACUUGUGGCAGCUAUACAACCUCAUCCAGAAGGGAGAUGUGGUUGAUCUCUCCACAUUGAGAAAUGUCAAGAAAACCGAAGGAGGAAAGGCUGAACGAGUACAUGUCAGAUUGAAGUUGGCAGUUGAAAGUGUCGACUAUGCUCCCAGUGAUGAAACCAUGCGUAUCAGAGGCAAAACCACCGAACAGAACGAGUAUGUUCCCAACCAGAGCUACCAUACUGCCGAGGUACAACUCAAUAAGAAAAUCACCAUCAACAAGCCUGAGUGGGACGACAUUAGUUAUGGCAUUGUGAUCGAGGCAUCUUCGAUCGAGAAGAAAGCAGAAGUAGGUGCUGUUGUGUUGGAGGAGGGUGUGGCCCACUUGUGUUUGGUGACAGACACCAUGACUGUUCUCAGAAAUAAAAUUGAAAAAUCUAUUCCUAGAAAGAGCAGGGGAGACGGAGGUGGCAGUGCACACGACAAGUCGAUGGACAAGUUUCUCUCAAUGGUCCUGGCGACCGUGACUCGUAACUUUGACUUGGAGAAGUUGAAGGUGGUGAUUCUUGCUUCUCCAGGAUUUACUGCCGGCUCAUUGCUCAAGACCAUAUUGGAUGAUGCUGUUAAGGAAGAUAACAAGUCAGUGAUCAAAAACAAGUCCAAGUUCUUGGUGGUGCACUCAUCUACAGGCUAUCUCCAAGGUUUGGAGGAAGUCUUGAAGGAUCCUACUGUCCAGCGGAGCUUGAACGAUACAAAGUUUGCCAGAGAGGCAGCAGUAUUUGAAGAGUUCCAGAAAGUAUUGAAUGAAGACGAUGACAGAGCCUGGUACGGACCAAAAGAGGUCGCCAAGGCCGUGGAAUUAGGAGCAGUCAAGUACUUGUUGCUCACGGAUUCUCUCUUCAGAAGUGAUGACAUUGCGGUGAGAAAGCACUACAUUGCAUUAAGUAACCAGACAAAGGAACAAGGUGGAGAAGUGUUUAUUUUCUCGACACUACACGAAUCUGGUGAACAAUUGGACCAGUUGACUGGAUCUGCUGUAUUGUUGAAGUAUCCUAUGGAUCUUGAUGAGGAUGAGGAUGAAGAUGACGAAUAG
Molecule: messenger RNA, 1149 nt
Organism: Sungouiella intermedia
Lineage: Eukaryota; Fungi; Ascomycota; Pichiomycetes; Serinales; Metschnikowiaceae
Source: the annotation of a GenBank genome assembly